Ananas comosus (pineapple) is the source of this 1969-nucleotide messenger RNA. Its product is annotated as NAC domain-containing protein 86-like. Gene Ontology annotation, molecular function: DNA binding. The transcript has 5 exons. Gene Ontology annotation, biological process: regulation of DNA-templated transcription. Lineage: Eukaryota; Viridiplantae; Streptophyta; Magnoliopsida; Poales; Bromeliaceae. The record is from RefSeq and is a predicted model, not a curated record. Bases 573 to 1628 code for a protein of 351 amino acids.
UAACGCCUUUGCGGUGCCUCAAAUGCUUCGGAUCGCUUCAUGCGUGCGCCUCCUCUUUUCCCCUCCUUAUAAAUAGCCUCGUCACUCUCUUUAAUUUGUUCAUCUUACACCUUGCUUUCUAAGUUAUCUCCAAACCAAAAUUUCCUACAAAAUUGAGAUUUCGAAGUGGUUUUUUAGCAUCUAAAAUCUCAAAUUCUCCUAAAGUUUGGAUCUUUUUAAGCUUUUAGUACUUCCGGUAUAGCUUUUUUAAACUUAGAAUUUGUACUCUGUGAGAUUUGGAGUAGUUGUUCUUCUCCUCUGAUAGGAGUAAUGAUUGGGAUUUACGAAGGUUUCAUCUUGUGGAAAUAUUGCCUAGUUUUGGAGAAACUUAGCAUUGAGAAAAGCUUCUAUUUUUGGAUAUUCCAAAUCUUCAAUAGGCACUGUGUUGGAACAUAGACGCAGCUCUUUUUUCUUUUCUUUUCUUUUUUCCCUAAUUAGUUUUAAGAUUUGAAAUUCGAACUGCUCGAAAGUGUUACAUUAAGACACUUUUUUCAGGAAGAAAAAAAAGAAAAGAAAAAAAAAGCUGUAGUAAGAUGACUUCUAUGACUCUGCCCCCGGGUUUCCGGUUCCAUCCCACGGAUGACGAAUUGGUGGGAUACUACUUGAAGAGAAAAGUCGACGGUGUCAAGAUCGAGCUCGAUGUAAUUCCGGUGGUCGAUUUGUAUAAGUUUGAGCCGUGGGAGUUACCAGACAAAUCAUUCCUCCCGAAAAGAGAUUUGGAGUGGUUCUUCUUUUGCCCGCGAGAUCGGAAGUACCCAAAUGGGUCACGCACAAACAGAGCGACGGUAUCAGGCUACUGGAAAGCCACGGGCAAGGACCGCAAGAUUGUGUGCGAGCUUUCUAUUUACGGGAUCAGGAAAACUCUCGUUUUCUACCAAGGAAGGGCUCCUGGAGGAGAAAGAACUGAUUGGAUCAUGCACGAAUACCGUCUCUGCGAAGAUUUUUCUCAUGGAACCUCUAACUUCGUGGGAGGUUUUGCUUUGUGCCGUGUAGUCAAGAGAAAUGAUAAUGGCCUGAAAACAAGUGAUCUUGAAUCCAAAGCUAAAAGAGGUCCUUCUCCUAUACUUGGCUUAAGCUUAGAAGGAUGCUGCAGCAAAGCUUCAAAGAUCCCAGAAGAACAUUCGUCUCUUGCAAGCACUGUUUCAACACCAAUCAAUUCUCCAGAAGAUAUAAGAAGAGAUGUGGAGUUUAAUCCUGUUUUAAUAGACUCUGAUCACCAAAUCCAACAUGCUUUGAAGAGUGCUCAGUGUAGUGAAGCUGUAUAUCAGUCGGCAACAACACCGUGGCUUCCUAGUUCAGCAGAAUCAAAUUCACCUUGCAGUCCCUCUCAUCUAUCCUCCAUCAACUUCGCAGGGGAUGAUUUUCUUAUUAAUGACUUUCAUGGCGACGAAUGCCUCUCAUUUCUCCCAAGUUUGGAGGAGCUCUCCGAUCAUAGCUUUGAAUUUGAUAUGCUGAAAUACCCGAAUACAUCUCUCAGUGGUGCUGAGACCUGGAACCAAUUAGUACCUCCAACAAUCUGUAGGCAAGAAAGUGCAGGAGAGGAGGCCAACUUGUGGUUUCAGGAGGACAAUAUGAUAAUUAUGAUAUGAAGAUGGAAUGUGAAGGAAUUCCGAGGCAACGCCUUUUCAAUAUUUGCUCUCGGGGAUAGAAAUGGAAUGAGGCCCGCGGGUAUGAACUAUUCAGAACAAACAUAUCCAGAAAUACUACUUUUAGUGUAUGUAUCUGGAAUUCAUGCUUGUAUUCUACUAUUCUCUGGCUAUUUGUAUUAGGAGUAAAAUGGUUUCCCAGGCUGUAUAUGAUCACUUCAAUUGAAUUGAUGAUGUGUAAUGUAUCAGAAUCAUCAAGGGAUGUAUAGUUUCUCUUGUUCUCAUGAUUAUACAGUGUAUAAUUAUAUAGUGAAUAAAGUGUUUUAUUCUUAUGUUGUAUAACA